CGCUAAGUUUUGGGCCAAAAGCUUCUGGACAGUUGGGGGCCUUCCCUCGUUAGACCCAUUUCAGCCCGAUUUACGCAAUUUACAUAGCGACAGAUGACUCAUACUUGCUCUUUUCUACAUGAAGUACAAUAAUGUGCUCUACUUUUCAUUUCUUAUAUCUCACACUCUAAUGUUUAAUACAAACAGAUUCUCGGCGGAUUUUAAUAAAGUAUUAUACAACUGUCAUAGGUGAUUAUAUAUGGCAAGCGCAACUUUUGGCAACAGCACAAUAAAUGUUUACGUCGGCGAUAUUAGCAAACAUCAUGUAAAUACAAAAAUCAUUUAAGUUAAAGAAAAAAAUCCAGAUUCAUAUUUUUUACAAAGAAUAGUUAUGCUAGGGAGAUCGUAUUACUUUUUUCUAUUUUCAGGUGGAUAUUAUUAUUGUGGAUUCAUCAUCCAGCAGUCUGAAAGAAAAAAUAUUCAAAAUAGGUGGCAGGGGCGGCGGAGCUACCAGGCAUGGUAAGGUUUGAGCCUUACCAAAUUUUGGCUCCCUUAGGCUGAGUCUUACCAAAAAUUAGGAAGUAGAAAUUGUUUUCCGAUGCAUUUUUGUAACCCCCCCAUAAUAGAAGCCUCCGGGGCU
Didymodactylos carnosus is the source of this 619-nucleotide messenger RNA. NCBI's taxonomy places the organism in Eukaryota, Metazoa, Rotifera, Eurotatoria, Philodinida, Philodinidae. The record is from the annotation of a GenBank genome assembly.